AUGACCUCUUCCAAUUCCCCGGAGGCUGCUGCCGAUCCGGCCAGCUCCUCCGCUGCGGCCCCUUAUGGGACGCGUUCAAGAGGCCGCAAUGCCAAUGCCCCUCGGCCCAAUUAUGCUGAGGACCGUGACAUUGAAAUGGAAUUUACUGAUGCUGCUCCUGCCAAAAAUUCCAAACGGCAUAGUGGGGUCGCUCUGGGAAAUAUCGUCAACGGUUCCAAAUCUGACAGCGAGAAGUCCUCGCCCACGCAAGCUCGAAAGAGUCCUCCUAAUGGUGCUGGUACUGGCACCAACAAUGCUCCCAAUACAGUCACUUCGCCCAAAGAAGCUAUUCCAGGCACAUCUUCAUUUUCAUCUCGGCCAGAGGAUGUUCCUGGCUCUGGCUCAUUGAGGAAACGCAAGCAACUCGCCAGCACACCAAACUCAAAUUCCAAUGGGGAACAACAUGCCGCCAAGAAACUAUUUACCAACGCCCCGGGAGAUUCCGAACAUGGUUAUCAUACCAAUAUGGUCAGCUUUGAGUCCAGCAAGCCGUAUCUGAAGGACGGCAAAAUCACAGCCGACGACGGUACCACCCUCGCCGUCAAUGAUCAUAUCUACUUAAUAUGUGAACCACCAGGCGAGCCUUACUACUUGGCACGUAUCAUGGAGUUCAUCCCCUCCAAGACCAAAGAGGAUGGCAUCAUCGAAGCCUUGAGAGUUAACUGGUAUUAUCGUCCAAGAGACAUUCAACGCCACAGCCCAGAUAACCGAUAUGUGUAUGCCUCAAUGCACUCAGAUACUUGCCCUCUAUCUUCCCUACGUGGCAAGUGUCAGAUCCAGCAUAUUUCAGAAAUUGAGGAUUUGAACGCCUAUAAGAAGAUUCGGAAUACCUUUUGGUGUGACAAAAUGUUUGAUAGGUAUAUUCAUCGCUUCUACGACGUAAUCCCGACGAAAGAUGUCAUCAAUGUACCCAGCAAUGUCAAAAAAGUCCUGGAUGAUCGCUGGAAGUUUAUUCUGGUCGAAAUUGGCAAGGGAAAGGAGUUGACAGGCGCCGUCAAGACAUGCAAAAGAUGUCGCCUUUUUGCCGCAAAUAAUGAGUCUGUUGACUGUGCUGUUUGUAACUCAACUUACCACAUGUACUGUGUUCGACCUGCAUUGACCAAGAAACCCGCACGCGGGUUUGCCUGGGCCUGUGCCGCCUGUAGUCGCGCCCAGGAACGAAAACUCGAGGCUCGGAAUACACCCAAUAUUGGGGAUUUCCGGCCAGCGGGCGAGGAUGAGAUUCUGGAGGAGGAAGAGGAAGACCCCCAUCUCAACGUGGCUGUUAAUGACACAUCUGUCAGUACCCCGGUGGCUAAUGACGAGACGCUGCAACCAGCAACAGAAGAGCAGACAGCUCAGGCGAAAAUGUGGCCCUAUCGAUACCUCGGCGUGCAUUGCAGAGUGGAGGAUGCUCUUGACUACGAUGAUCGGAUUUACCCCCGUGCGAGUUCUCGUUUGGGUCCAAGACACCAGGCAAUUGUCCCGGCCUGGGCAGGACGCACAGUCGAAUAUGUCAAGCCGCCAGAGUUGAAAAAGAAGGCGGUGAAAGUAGCUGGUGGCCGAAAUGUUGUGAAACUCACUAAGGAAUCGCAGGCCGCGCUCGAGGCUGCGAAACAAGAUCGGGCCACCCGACCGAAAUGGAUCCAGGAUGAACCACCAGGUUACAUCAAGCGUGGGGAGGAUGAGCCGAUUCAAUUGGGUAAUAAACAGGUCCAUACCUCUCAACUUCUGUUCAAAAUGCCUACUGAAGCUCAAAUUCCCGCCCGGGGUGGGGAAGACGCACCGGGAAGCCACCUGAGUGUUGCCGACCGGGAAGCCUUCAUUGACGACUAUAUGAGCCAGGCAAAAGAACUUGCACCGCACAUUGGAGUCGAAAAGUACUCGACAAACUUUUUGGACAAAGCUUUGCAGCUUCUGUAUGCCGAGAGUUUCGACGUCAAAGUAGCACUUACCAAGUUGAAGAAGGUUAACAGGUACAAGGAUCUUAAGGAGCCUCACUUCAAGCCUGAGGAGUUGAAACUAUUUGAACAGGGUGUGGCCAAAUUUGGAUCCGAGUGGCGCAACAUCACCAAACAUGUCAAGACGGUUCCUCACGCACAGAUUGUCCGCUUCUACUACAUGUGGAAGAAAACUCCGAAUGGUCGAAAAGUGUGGGGUGCUUUCGAGGGAAGACGUGGCAAGAAGGAAGUACGACGUCAAAGUAUCGCUGUGUCCAAACUACUUGAUGAUAUAGCCGAUGACCAUGACGAUUCGUCUUUUGACGCCGAAAAGGCUAUAAUCCAAAAACGAGGCUUCCAGUGCAAGUUUUGCUCGACACGCAGCUCACGACAAUGGCGGCGCGCCCCAGUCCCAGCCGGCACAACCGUUCCAUCUGAACCUAAUUCGAAAAAAGAAAAGGGGGUUUUGCUCGCCGUUGCUCUUUGUCUUCGGUGUGCUUUGCUAUGGCGAAAGUACGGCAUUCAGUACGAGGAUGUUGAUGAAGUAGGCAAGAGGAUUGCGAAUAGUGGUCACAAGUCUUGGAGGCGGCGUAUUGACGAGGAACUGCUGGCUCAGUUGAUCACGGCUACUGAAACGCCAUUCACAAUUAACAGCACUACUGCCACGACUGCUACCGCAAUGGGAAUCUCCGUGGACAGCAAUCCGCAACUAAUUCAGGAGAGCAAGCUGGAUCUGCCGAAGAAGAAGACGAUUCGCACCGAAAACCCGAGCACUACCACCACUUCAACUGCGACAUCAGUUGAACCAAUGCCAAAGAAGAAGGUUGUAGCGGCGGCCGCGGCUGCGGCAACAGCUGAAAGGAUUGCUUUUGAAGCAACUCCGAUCGUCCCUGAUCCACCUAGGGCGAAGACUCUACCUUGUGCUGUAUGCAGCAAGGUCGAGCCAUUGGGAGAUGAGCAUCUCUCGUGCCGUGAUUGCCGCUUGACUGUCCACCGCAACUGCUACGGAAUGCAAGGCUCUAGGGCCGGUAACAAAUGGCUAUGUGAUAUGUGCUCUAACGACCGCAGUCCUUCCAUCUCAACCACCUAUGAAUGCAUCCUAUGCCCGGUAACGUGGACCGAGCAUGAACUCAUGGAGAUUACCAAAAGCACUAGUCGCAAGAAGUCAGAGAGAGACAAGGAGAAGGAGCGAAUGGAAAAAGAAAUGGUCCACGAAGCCAUCAAGCUCUAUCGUCAAAGACAGGAAGCGGCCGGUAAGCCUGUUGGCCCUCGCGAGCCUCUAAAGCGCACUGCGGGUAACAACUGGGCCCACGUGUUGUGUACUAUGUGGACCCCCGAAGUUAAGUAUGGCGAUGCAAAGGAACUGGAGCCUGCCGAGGGAUUCGGAUCAAUUCCCAAAGAUCGAUGGCGGCAUGUGUGCAAGAUCUGCAAGUCCUCCAAGGGUGCCUGCGUUCCAUGCAACUUUUCUGGAUGUAACGCCCACUUCCACAUUGGCUGUGCUUUCCAGGCCGGCUACCGAUUCGGGUUUGAUGUUACUCCAGUGAAGACUUCGCGGAGAGACAGUGUGCAGACUAUUCACUUGGGUGACGAGGUUGGAGCGGUUACCCCUACAGUCUAUUGUCCCCAUCACUCGGUGUCUAAAACUCUCCAUGAUAUCGGCGAGCUGACCGGUUCUGAUGAUCUGAAUGCUCUCCAACAGUUUGCCCAGAAAUACAAGCAGGCUGACCUGGCCCUUACGGGGACAUCUCGGAAGGCUGCAUACGUGCAACUAUCGGUCAUCGCUCCGCAGCAUGGACUCGCCCCUGGACACCGAAGGACUUCAACAAGUAAUGGUACACUGGUGGCCCCCAAGGAGACAGUUCAUAAGCCACAGCCCACCCCAAUAGAAGAUGCAGCAGAUGAGAUGGAUAUCGAUACCGAAGAACGCCCUUCGCUACAAGUUGUCUCUGGAAACGUGACGCAUUGUGUGCGAUGUGCGACCGAUUGCAGUCCUAAAUGGUGGCCACGCGCACGACAACACGGCGAAUCUCGGCCAUCUUUGUCGAAUGGAGUGGGACUUGGCUCGGGCCCUUCGCCCUAUCCUCCUCACCAACAAAACCCCAGCCCGUUUAAUCACUCCAAUGGAGAUAUUGGUGAGCAGGUCUAUGAAUGCCACAAAUGCCAUCUGAAGAACCCACCACCGCCUCCUCCUCCGCCGCCACCACCACCACCACCCCCACCGGUAGCUGCUCCCUCGCCUGGUCCACGGCCGUCGCCAUAUCCGCCCCAACAUCCUCCGCUGUCAACUGCCAGGAUGCCUAGUCAUACGUUUGUACCGCAUGCUCACCCAGGAGGACCACAGCCUCCACCGACUGGUAUCAUUGGUCGACCGCCUUUGACUCAUAAUCAUUCGCAUGGUCCGAUGCCAGGAUAUCCUGGAAGCUAUGAGCAGCGACCUCCUGGGAACGAUGUGGUCAUGCGAAAUGGCAUGUCACCACCUGUCUAUCCUACUGGCCCUCCGGCUCCCCCGGCUCAUCCACAUCACAUGGGCGGUUAUCCUCCUCAUCCCCCAGGACCCCCUCCACCCCAUUAUUCCAACACGGGUCCUCCUCCUCCGCCGCCUCAGCCAUAUGUUCAUCAAAGCCCGUAUGGUCCCAUGCCAGGUCACUCCCCCCAUCUGUCACACCCUUCGCCCCACAUGUCACAGCCAUCACCACACAUGGCAGGGCCCCCACCGCGGCCGUAUGCGCCGUCUGCAUCUCCACCAAUCUUGCAGACAACAGCCAAUCAGUCCCCACAGACAUCACUAAGUGCACUGAAUGGUGGCCCCCCGUCACGUAUUUACUCGAUUGAUCGUGGCAUGGGAGCACCAUCUCACUCGCCGCCGGUGACUCAGGCACACCUCGAUCCCCGGGGACCUACUCCUCCCAUUCGACUUGAAGACACCCCUACUUCUCUCAUAGGAGGUCCCUCGGGAACUAGUCGACACUCGGGCGUGAACGGCACCAGCACCAGCUCAGGGGCCAGUGCAAGCCCUUCCCUAAAGAAUCUUCUGUCCUGA
Molecule: messenger RNA, 4998 nt
Organism: Penicillium taxi
Lineage: Eukaryota; Fungi; Ascomycota; Eurotiomycetes; Eurotiales; Aspergillaceae
Product: DNA-binding E3 ubiquitin-protein ligase SNT2
Exons: 2
Coding region: 1-4998 (1665 amino acids)
Biological process (GO): histone catabolic process
Cellular component (GO): Lid2 complex
Molecular function (GO): ubiquitin-protein transferase activity; chromatin binding
Source: RefSeq, a predicted model, not a curated record